AUGUCACCACAGGAUGCUGAUAAUUCUUCAGACAUCUUGUCAUCGUCGUUGGAAGAAAGUGAUGAGAGCCGACAGGAGCGAGGUGUUUCUGAGUCGUACUUCUUGGAGAGGUUUGAUGAAGAUCCAGCGGUCGAAGAUUCAGCGGUCGAAGAUUCAGUGGCCGAAAAUCGACGAUCAAAUGCCUCUAUAGGUACCGUGUCGACUGCAAUGUUGGUCGACCCAGAGGCUGUGAAUUCAUCGAGAGAGAAAUCUUCGUCGUCCAAUGUCUAUAGCGAAGAGAAGGAACCAAACAUUGAGGAAGCGAUGAGGUUGCUAAAAAGAGAAGCAGCAUCAGCUAAUCCACGCGUAAGUUACGUGGGAAUAUCAUCUGCGGAUGGAUUUGAACCACACGCGUACAAUAUGCCCCGGAAGGUUUCGCAAUCCUCGAUCGAGAGCGCCAAUCGUGGUAAAGUGCCUCGCAGUCCAUCGUUACUGAGUAAUAUACUGGUACCAUCACCAAAUGAUGAAGGUGCCAAAUCCAUUCCAGCCCUAAGAUCAGUGUCAGGUAGUCAUCAGGUGUUGUGGAAACCCAGAAGGCUAUCUAUUCAACCGGUAGUCGAGUUGAAAACUGAAUCGCUGACAUCACCUGAACGAGCACGAAUUACCAAGAUUAGCGAUUCACAGAUGGAACUGACCAUCGACACAUUGAGAUCAUAUCAAAGAGACAUUGAAGCCACGGCUGGCCGUGGCACAGAUACCCAUAUUGAUAGCAUACCCGUACAACAUAUCGAUUCAUCGUCGAUACGAUCAUUUGACUCUAAGAAACAUGGAUUUUUUGACAUUUACAGCAUUCCCAGAAUCAUUGGAGUAAUUUUAUUUUGCAUAGUGAUACCCCCAUUAUUCUUCAUGAUCGCUUCUGGUGAAGGUGUUUCAAACUAUCGACUAAUGCGAAUGAUAAUGAACUCAAACCACCGAAUCAAACUGAUGAAGGGAUUCAUUUGGGAUAUCGAUAUCAGUUGGUUCAGGUACAUGUGCCUAAUACUGGGAGUCCUGGAGACUCUCGGAAUCUUGGCCUGUAUUGGCAGUGGUAUCGGAGUUGGUAUCACGCGUGAAAUCGGUUCGCAUAGUUAA
This is a messenger RNA of Torulaspora delbrueckii, 1110 nucleotides long. RefSeq lists its product as uncharacterized. NCBI's taxonomy places the organism in Eukaryota, Fungi, Ascomycota, Saccharomycetes, Saccharomycetales, Saccharomycetaceae. The transcript has a single exon. The record is from RefSeq and is a predicted model, not a curated record. Bases 1 to 1110 code for a protein of 369 amino acids.